This is a messenger RNA of Calliphora vicina (urban bluebottle blowfly), 1673 nucleotides long. Its product is annotated as sialin-like. The coding region runs from base 105 to 1583 and encodes 492 amino acids. The transcript is spliced from 7 exons. Gene Ontology annotation, biological process: transmembrane transport; monoatomic anion transport. NCBI's taxonomy places the organism in Eukaryota, Metazoa, Arthropoda, Insecta, Diptera, Calliphoridae. The record is from RefSeq and is a predicted model, not a curated record. Gene Ontology annotation, cellular component: membrane. Gene Ontology annotation, molecular function: transmembrane transporter activity.
UAAUAAAUAAUGUAAAGAACAUUGUUGAUGCAUAAAAAUAGUUACACUAAAUUUAAAAAUAAUACAAAAUUGCCUCAAAGUGUUGCAAAAUAAAAUAAAUUACAAUGAUGAAAGUUAAAAGUCGUACAAUAUUAUGGCAUUUGGUAUUUUGGGGUUUUGUCAUAAAUUAUAUGUUUUGCAUAAAUCUGAAUAUAACAAUUGUUGAUAUGAUUGUUAUUAAGACUGACCCACAACAGCAACAAAAUCAACUGUCAAUAUCUGAAAUUUCAAAGAGAUCAAUUGAAAUUAAUGAAACAUCUAUUGAGCCAGAGAUAAAACCUGAAUUCGAAAAAUUCCAAUGGAAUGAAUAUCAGCAAGGCUUAAUAUUGGGUUCAUUUUAUUGGCUACACUGGAUGACCCAAUUGCCAGGUGGUAUAUUGGCCAAAAAGUAUGGCACCAAAUUGAUAUUUGGUCUCUCCAAUGUGAUCUGUUGUUGGAUGUGUUUCUUUAUACCAAUGGCUGCAUAUGGCAGCUUUAAGAUACUUAUUAUACUAAGGAUCAUACAGGGAGCAAUAGCGGGUUUAUGUUGGCCUGCCAUGCAUGUACUUAUUGCCAAAUGGAUACCGCCAAAUGAGCGUAGUAAAUUUGUUACCGCCUAUUUUGGCAGCUCAAUUGGUGUCGCCUUAUCCUAUCCAAUAUUUGCUUACGUUAUGCACUACAGUUCAUGGGAAUGGGUUUAUUAUAUUUGUGGUAUAGCCGGGACUAUUUGGUGGUUAGGAUGGCUGUUUAUGGUCUAUGAUAGUCCUUCGCAACAUCCUCGCAUUUCGAUAUCCGAAUUGCGGUAUAUAGAAAAAGCAUUGGGUUCUAGUGUUCAGCAAACAACGCAUAGAAUGCGUACACCUUGGAAGGACAUAUUUACCUCAAGACCUGUAUGGAUAAAUGCUACAGGCCAGUGGGCUGGUGUUUGGGGCCUAUUUACUCUGAUGACUCAGUCACCGACCUAUUUUAAGGUCAUACAUAAUUGGGAUAUAAGAGCAACUGGCAUAUUAUCUGGAAUACCUCAUAUACUACGAAUGUGUUUCGCUUAUGCUUUCUCUUUAUAUGCAGAUUAUUUGUUAAGAACAAAUAAAAUGGAAAGGACAACUUUAAGGAAAUUUGCCACAGCCAUAUGUGCCAUUGUUAUGGGUCUGGUAGUUUUAGCAUUGGCUUAUUUUGGCCGAAAUCGCAUCUAUGCUGUUGUCCUGAUAUCAUUGGCAACCAUGUUUCAGGGUGCUGGUUCCUCAGGCCCUUUGUCCUCUAUGAUUGAUAUAGCACCCAACUAUGCUGGAAUUAUUUGCGGUAUAUGCAGCACUAUUGGCUGUUUACCAGGUUUCAUAUCGGCUUAUCUAGUGGGUGUAUUAACAUUGGACAAUCAAACAUUUGAAGCCUGGACAAAUGUGUUUCUCAUUUGUGCUGUCAUGCUAAUUGGCUGUGGUGUUCUAUAUGUUCUCUUUGCUGAUUCCUCUGUCCAGAAAUGGAAUGAUUAUUCACAGCAUAAUGCCAUCAAGGAUGUGCAAUUGUUGGAGAAGAAUGAAAUUGUUAAAGAAAAUGGUUUUGGUACUUAAAGUCAUUUUAAAGAGGCUGUUUGUUGAUAUUAUGUUUAAGUAUUUAUUGUUGUUAAAUUAAACAAGUAAGAAAGCUAUAUUCUUAUCUUA